UUCCAUCCGUGUUUGCCGAUGCCCAGUGUUCUUCCAUCUCCCCCAAAGCUUUCUAUCUCUAAAAUCCCUCUCUCCCUCUUCAAGCCCUAGAUCUCAACUUCCCAAAAUCCCAGAAAAUUGAGGAUUUAUUGGUGAUGUAAUUGACCAAUCCUUGAAGCUUGGUGCUGGUUGUCGUGUAGGUUUUGGAUUUAUUUUGCUGCUUGGAUUUGGAUUUUGUUCGUCGCUCUGUUUGGUUGCUGAGAAUAUUUGAGAAGAGUUGAGAUUGCGAUAACUAGCUUAUUGAAAUUCAUUUGAAAUGGUUGAUGACAAUAACUCUCCUGGGUCACCUGACAAAAACCGAAGCCCUAACCCUGAUGGAAACGCAUCUCCUGAGAGUGAUGCUGCAAUUGAUGUAUUAGCACGAAAGGUUCAGGAGUCUCUUGUUCUUGGGAAGACACACAAGUUUUGGGAAACCCAACCAGUUGGGCAAUUCAAGGAUCUUGGAAAUGCGAGCUUGGCUGAAGGCCCUAUUGAACAACCGACACCUUUGUCUGAAGUCAAACAAGAGCCUUACAAUCUUCCAAACCUCUAUGAAUGGAUCACUUGUGAUAUUGACUCCGAAGAGACGUGCAUGGAGGUUUAUAACCUUCUCACUAACAACUAUGUUGAGGAUGAUGAGAACAUGUUCAGGUUCAACUACUCAAAGGAGUUCCUUAGAUGGGCUCUUCGCCCACCAGGUUAUUUCAAGAGCUGGCACAUUGGUGUUCGUGUCAAAAGCUCAAAAAAGUUGGUAGCUUUUAUUACUGGUGUUCCAGCUAGAAUCCGGGUUCGUGAUGACAUUGUUACCAUGGCGGAGAUUAAUUUCUUGUGUGUUCAUAAGAAGCUCAGAUCAAAAAGACUUGCUCCAGUCAUGAUUAAAGAAGUAACCAGGAGGGUUCACUUGGAGAAUAUCUGGCAAGCUGCUUAUACUGCAGGAGUGGUUCUCCCUACACCUAUAUCAACUUGCCAGUAUUGGCAUAGGUCUUUGAAUCCAAAGAAACUUAUUGAUGUUGGGUUUUCUAGGCUUGGGGCAAGGAUGACAAUGAGCCGCACCAUAAAGCUUUACAAGUUACCAGAUUCAACAGUCACACCUGGGUUCAGGCAAAUGGAGCUCCAUGAUGUUCCUGCAGUUACACGACUUCUUCGGAACUAUUUAAGCCAGUUUGCUGUUGCCGUUGAUCUAGAUGAAAAUGAUGUAGAGCACUGGCUUCUCCCCACUGAGAAUGUUGUGGACAGUUAUCUGGUUGAGAGCCCUGAGACUCAUGAGAUCACCGAUUUCUGCAGUUUUUAUACUCUUCCUUCAACUAUCCUUGGCAAUCAGAAUUAUUCGACUUUGAAGGCAGCUUAUUCUUACUAUAAUGUGUCCACAAAGACCCCAUUGCUUCAGCUGAUGAAUGAUGCGCUUAUUGUUGCCAAACGGAAGGACUAUGAUGUUUUCAAUGCAUUGGACGUCAUGCAGAACGAGACUUUCCUAAAGGAACUGAAGUUUGGACCUGGUGAUGGAAAACUUCACUACUAUCUUUACAACUAUCGCUUAAGAAAUCCAUUGAAACCAUCAGAGCUUGGGCUUGUACUCUUAUAGUUUUGAGCUCCAAAUUUACAUUGUGGCGCGGACCGUUUGGUAGCAUUUUUGGUACUGUUUCUCUGAUUAUUUCAAUGAUAAGGUUGCGUUAAUUAUCUUGUUAUACUUCGUUCGGCAAUCUUUAUUAGGUUUAUAUUAUGUUUUUCUUUUGAAAGAACAGAUCUUGUUAACUUUUUUAGACUGAGAUUGAUCGGCAAUCAUUCAAAGUUAAGCUUGUCUGGUGUCAGUAGAACUGAAAGAUGAUUGGAACUUCAAAACCCUUGUUGUGUUCA
Molecule: messenger RNA, 1872 nt
Organism: Vitis riparia (riverbank grape)
Lineage: Eukaryota; Viridiplantae; Streptophyta; Magnoliopsida; Vitales; Vitaceae
Product: glycylpeptide N-tetradecanoyltransferase 1-like
Exons: 3
Coding region: 296-1600 (434 amino acids)
Biological process (GO): N-terminal peptidyl-glycine N-myristoylation
Cellular component (GO): cytoplasm
Molecular function (GO): glycylpeptide N-tetradecanoyltransferase activity
Source: RefSeq, a predicted model, not a curated record